This is a messenger RNA of Lymnaea stagnalis (great pond snail), 1254 nucleotides long. Lineage: Eukaryota; Metazoa; Mollusca; Gastropoda; Lymnaeidae. The record is from the annotation of a GenBank genome assembly.
CAACACGGACAUCGUGGUUUACGAAGUCCAACAUUAUCAACUCUACAUGGGGAAAUAUGAAACAUGACUCGGGCAUUUCAAAUUUCAGUGUUGCAGGGUAGGGAAAAUAUUGCUUAUUCUAGUUUAAUUUAUCGUCAAAUAACGUGCCUUUGCACAGUUAACACAAUGGUUAACUUAAACUUAAGUGUUCGUGUCUUUCUUCAGCUUAGAUGACGGGAGAAGUGUGCGUCGCUUUUCAAUAAAUGGACCUUACAGUGGAUGCGGAAAUGACGUCGCCUAUUUCAUUGCAAUAGAUGCACUCAUAGAGGUCUGUGCCACAACGUGGCAUUUAACUAUUACAAGCUUUCCAAAGUUUAUCUAUUCGACAAGGAAUGGCAUGGCCUCCUUGGACGUGUUACCUAAAGGUAAGACUAUUUUAAUAUAGUACAAGGUAUACUAUUAAUUUAUUGGAAGAACACCUUUAAACACUUCCUAUAUGUAAACAAAUGUUAGAAAGGAAUAAUGAUCACAAGAAAAAAAGUUUUGAAUUUAUUAAAAUGUGGAAGUUAAGAUGCUGUACUUAUCUCUUUAUCAUUGGCUUGAGGAAAGUGUAAAUAGCUGCAAUGUAAACAGAGCUUUGACCAGAAAGUGUGUCUAGCUCCCAACUGUAUCAUGUGAGACUGAAAAGCGACAGAAGUGUGUCUAGCUUCCUAACUCUGUCUUGGGAGCCUGACUAUUGACAGAAAUGGGUCUAUUUCCCUAACUCUGUCUUGGGAGCCUGACUAUUGACAGAAAUGGGUCUAGUUCCCUAACUCUGUCUUGAGAGCCUGACUAUUGACAGAAAUGGGUCUAGUUCCCAAGCUCUAUCUUGUGAGACUGACUAGCGACGGACUAAUCACAAGAGCGGAUGCAUAAGCUGGGGCACAUUUAUAUAGGUUUAGAUAUUGACGGAGGUAGUGCCCAACCUUAUUCCUAAUUGCCACCAUCUUGAUGUUUAUCCCCGAUUGCAAAUUUUCUUUAAAACAAAGCGAUUUAACCCAAUUUUGUCUUUUUUUUUAGAAUUUUGAAGAGCAGAUAAAUCGUCAGUUGUAUGAGAGUAAAGAAAUCGCUAGGAAUUAGUUAAAAAGAACGUAAGGGGAAACGAGCUUUGAUUUUUUAAAAUAUUAUUAUGCUACGCACCAAACUAAAUUGUAAACCGAAGUUUAACUUCCUUUGUUUUCAGACUACGCCUAUGCAGAUAUGCUGUGCAUCUUCGUGACGUUCACAUCAAAGUAA